CAAUAUCCAAAGAAAUGGCAAAACGGAUUAGGAUUAAUUGGAAGCAAGAAGGUGUUGAAAAAACCUUUCUUGAAGCAUGUGUUCAUGAAAUAACCGUUAAUGGACGUGAAGGAAGCAGUCUUAAACAAGCAUCAUGGAAAACUGUUGCUGAAAAUUUGAAAACACAACAUAAUUUCAUAGUGGAACAACGUCAAAUGAAGAAUCACUAUGAUUUUCUAAAAGGAAAAUUUGCAGCUUGGUUAAAGCUUAAAAACAAAACCAGGAAUGUCUAUGAUCCAGUUACAAACAGUUUUAACUUGUCAGAAGAAGAGUGGCAAAUUGAGAUGAAGUCUAACAAGUAUGUAGAAGCUUUGAGAAGUGUGCCACUUGCUUUCCCCGAGCUUUGUUGUCAAUUGUAUGAGGGGUCUACUUCAAAUGGGUUUGAUAGUUGGGGGCCAAGUUCUACGCUUCCUCAUCCUUCUGAGGAAGGGAAUGAGCACAAUUUGGAUGGUAUGGAUGUCGAAUGCACUCAAGUGGAUUCCCCAGGUAAAGGUGUUAGUGAGGAGUCAAGUAUUCGGUCCCAAAAAAAAAAAAAGAAAAAGGAGAGAAACGAACACAUAAGGCAACAUUAGAGUCAAAGCUUAUAGAAGUUGGUGAAGAUAUUAGCAAGUUGGCAAAGAUGAUGAUUGAGAAACACACACUUUCUGAUGAUAUGG
Molecule: messenger RNA, 695 nt
Organism: Helianthus annuus (common sunflower)
Lineage: Eukaryota; Viridiplantae; Streptophyta; Magnoliopsida; Asterales; Asteraceae
Product: L10-interacting MYB domain-containing protein-like
Exons: 2
Coding region: 15-611 (198 amino acids)
Source: RefSeq, a predicted model, not a curated record